AUGGAGAAAUAUAUGCCUUACCUGGCUGUUGUUGUCAUACAAUCAAUAUAUACAGGAAUGUUUCUUCUAUCCAAAGCAGCUUUUGAUGAUGGUAUGAGUACACACAUCUUUGUUUUUUACCGCCAGGCCGCUGGAACUCUCUUCUUAGUACCUUUUGCCUGUUUCAUUGAAGGGAAAAAUUCACCACCUCUCUCCUUCAUCACAUUCUGCAAGAUUUUUGGUCUCUCUUUACUUGGGAUUACAACCAGUUUAAAUAUCCACGGAAUUGCCCUUAAGUAUACAACGUCAAGUUUAGCUGCUGCAGCUUCAAAUUGUCUCCCCACAAUUACAUUUUUCAUCGCAUUUCUGUUGAGGAUAGAAAGUGUGAAAUUGCGUACAUGCUCCGGUGUUGCAAAGAUUACUGGCAUAGUCGUGUGCAUGGCCGGUGCAGCAACAAUGGCUUUGUACAGAGGACCAGAAUUGCACCUAUUGCUACACCAUCAUCUUUUAUCGAGCCAUGCUGAUCAACUUAAUGUAACUCACGAUUCAUCAGGUUAUAAUUGGACUUGGAUCAAGGGGGUAUUGCUGAUGCUCCUUAGCAUCUGUUGCUGGAGUCUUUGGAUUGUUCUACAGGCAAAGGUCCUGCCAAGCUAUCCAUCAAAGUUGUGUUUCAUAUCUCUUCAGUGCUUGUUGAGUUCCAUGCAAUCGUUUAUUGUUGCCGUCAUUUUGGAAAGAGAAGCAUAUCAAUGGAGACUUGGUUGGAAUAUCAGACUUCUUGCAGCGGCUUAUUGUGGUUUUAUGGUGACGGGGCUUGCAUUCUACUUGCAAACAUGGGUAAUUGAGAAGAAGGGGCCAGUUUUUCUUUCCCUGUCUACUCCUCUUGCUUUUAUCUUUACCACUAUCUCUGCAACAUUUCUCCUCGGUGAAAUAAUUGGUAUUGGAAGUGUGAUAGGUGGCAUCUUGCUAAUUGGAGGCCUUUACUUUGUUUUAUGGGGAAAAAUCAAAGAGGAAGAAUUAUUAGGCAACAAAUUAAGGACUCUCGAACAUAAAGGCAAUACCUCCGCCAACAUCACAUAG
Erigeron canadensis is the source of this 1056-nucleotide messenger RNA. RefSeq names its product WAT1-related protein At5g64700. Lineage: Eukaryota; Viridiplantae; Streptophyta; Magnoliopsida; Asterales; Asteraceae. Gene Ontology annotation, cellular component: plasma membrane. The coding region runs from base 1 to 1056 and encodes 351 amino acids. The record is from RefSeq and is a predicted model, not a curated record. The transcript has 7 exons. Gene Ontology annotation, molecular function: transmembrane transporter activity.